This is a messenger RNA of Acromyrmex echinatior (Panamanian leafcutter ant), 2510 nucleotides long. It is a transcript of the gene Elp4, whose product is annotated as Elongator complex protein 4. NCBI's taxonomy places the organism in Eukaryota, Metazoa, Arthropoda, Insecta, Hymenoptera, Formicidae. Gene Ontology annotation, cellular component: transcription elongation factor complex; cytoplasm; elongator holoenzyme complex. Gene Ontology annotation, biological process: tRNA wobble uridine modification. The record is from RefSeq and is a predicted model, not a curated record.
GCUUGUCUGGAGAAAGAGAAGAAAAGAGAGCGGGUGGGAGCGAGAGGUCGUCAAACGGCACACCAGUGCGCAGAAGGGAGACGCCAGACGGACCGAGAGACCGAGACGGGAACACGCGUCGGCGAUACUCGGCGACGAUGGCGCGACGUGGCGCGGCGGAUCGAGGGGCGACGGAACGGAGAGGGAACGGAAGGCGUGCGCGCGAGCCAAGGAGAGAGAGAGGGGCGCGAGGAGUCGGUAGCCACGGUGGGAGAAAGGGAAGAGUGCUUUCAACGUUCGGCACGAGUUCCUCGGAGUUCCUCUUGCGCGCAUUCGCCGGAGUCUCCGAGUCCACCACUCACUCACUCACUCACUCGCGAGCGCGCGCGCGCACGUGACAAAUUUGUGUCUUUCUCUCGGACAAUUUAAAAUCUUCUUUCCCGCGUGUCUUUCCCCUCGCACUUAAAGUCUCGCGUCUUUCUUCAAGGUAAGGUAUCGCGAGAUCGCUUCGAUUUUCAAUGUUUCGGAACGCCGCAAACACGCACGUCCGCGGAAGACGCUUUGCGAUUAAACGGUUCUCGAACGCGCGAACGAUCUGACGUUGGGUGAGUUGGGUCCGAUCCGCGCGCAACUUCAACUCGAUGCGCAACGCGACUGGACCGCGCGCGGCGCGCAGAUGUUCGUUCACUGCGCCGACACUCCGGGACUCGACCCGGUUUGACCGUCGCGAUGAAUCACAUGUUAUCGAGCGUCGGCAUCGAACGCGCGUACGAUUGUAUUAAAUAAUUGCAUAACCUCACUUUCCUUCGAUUCGCGCAUACAUUCACGCACGCGCGCCCGCGCGCGCGCGCACGCAUAUGAUAUUACGAUCGCGCGUCCUGUCUGCUCUGUCGCGGCGCGGCGCGGCGACGCGAGAGACGAUUCUUCUUUACCUUUCUCUCUCUUUCGCUCUGUUUCUCUCCGAUUCCUCGUCUCUCUGUCAUACGGAUGCUCGCGCGCGAUCGCACCCGGCGACGAAACGUCAGGCGCUUAAUCGGAUCGGCGUACCGCAACCUAGCAAGCGCACGAUCACGAUACCAUUAACUGAACUGCGCGUAGGACAGAACGGGACGACAUGCAUCCCGUUCAAACGGCGAAACCGUAAUUACUGCCGCCGCGACGCAGCCGCGCUCCGGUGGCGACGCGAGAAACCGUCAGAAACCGUCGACCUCCGAUCGGCUUCGUCCAACGUGGCGUCAACGUUCGGGGAAUAUCGGUACUACUAUGGAUAUCACGAGUGCCACUACCGGUGCAUCGAUCAUGGUGGGCUGGAUAUCUACUGGAUGACUUUAUAAGGAAAAAGCGAUGGCUUUGGGUGGAACAAGACUUAAAACUAGACUUCCGAUAAUACCAGGCACGAAACCUUCGUUACGAAAUUCACAGUUGCUUAUUUCAACAGGGAUACCUUCUUUAGACAGUUCAAUUGGCGGAGGUUUACCUAUUGGCUCGAUAUUUUUAAUUGAGGAGGACAAGUAUGGCUUCUAUGCUAAAACUAUAUUGAAAUACUUUAUGGCAGAGGGAAUAGUCGUAUCUCAACCUGUACUGAUUGCGUCUCAAGAUGUCCAACCUUCCCAUCUUGUAUCAAGAUUGCCCGCAGUUAUAGAUAAUUCAGAGGAACAUACGAAAACUACAAAUAAUGAAGAUGAACCAAUGAAAAUAGCUUGGCGAUAUCAAAAGAUGAAAGUAGUAGAUUCAAUUCCUACGGGAGGUCAAAUAUUCGGUCAUUAUUAUGAUCUUACAAAGCAGAUGCAAAAGGAUUUCUUAGAACAUGCUGACAUAAAACAAUGGGAAUUUAAUGAGGAAAUGACACUAGAUGAAAAUAAUAGUCAUACAUUUAAGAACGCUGCAUAUACUGAUUUAUUAUGUACUGUAGAAAAAACUUUACGCGAUGGACAAUAUUUUCUCUCUGAAACACCAGAACAGAAAACAAAGAAAAUUUUAAGAAUCGCAAUUCAUUCUCUGGGAUCAAGAUUAUGGCUUAGUGACACAGAGAAAGAUUCUGAUAGUGAUCUAUUAAAAUUUCUAUAUUGCUUCAGAGCACUUUUAAGGAAUUCCUAUGCAGUCGGCAUAGUAACAAUACCAGUUAAUAAUUUCAAUAACAAUUUCGCUAUCGAAAGAAUUGAGCACGUAUCGGAUAUAGCAAUUAGAUUGGAAUCGUUUGCGGGAUCUGCAAAAGCGCUUAAUCCAUUGUAUAAGGAAUAUCAUGGUCUGUUGCACAUUAAGAAAUUGUGUGCAUUAAAUGGUUUGUCACACGGCAAUUCACAACACAGAGAUUUAGCAUUUAAAUUACGCCGUAAAAAGUUUCUUAUAGAAGUUUUACAUUUGCCACCCGAGUUCGAAGAUACGUCUCAACGAGAGCAAGAUGACACAGUAACAUCCAAUAUUGGAUGCAUGAGUGGAUCUCAUAAAAGUCACGCCUAUCCCGUUUAACGGGAAGUGCAUGAUGUGGCGACUGAAUUAAUGUAGAGAAGAGGAGAUAGGCUUCGUGAACA